This is a messenger RNA of Asparagus officinalis (garden asparagus), 2006 nucleotides long. RefSeq names its product transmembrane 9 superfamily member 7-like. Gene Ontology annotation, cellular component: membrane. The transcript has 7 exons. Gene Ontology annotation, biological process: protein localization to membrane. The coding region runs from base 93 to 1997 and encodes 634 amino acids. The record is from RefSeq and is a predicted model, not a curated record. NCBI's taxonomy places the organism in Eukaryota, Viridiplantae, Streptophyta, Magnoliopsida, Asparagales, Asparagaceae.
AAAUCAAUCCCUCGUCGUUUCUCUCUCCUCUCUCAAGAUCUCGAUCUCGAUCUCUCGAUUUCGAUCUGGCUCUCGAUCCAUCGAGCUCGAGAAUGGCGACCGCCGCCGCCUUCAGCCUCCUCCUCUUCCUCCUCCUCGUCGCAUCGUCCUCCGCCUUCUAUCUCCCCGGCGUCGCCCCUCGCGAUUUCGUGAAGGGUGAUGAGCUUCAGGUUAAAGUGAACAAACUCUCUUCAACGAAGACACAGCUUCCAUAUAAUUAUUAUUUCUUGGAUUACUGCAAGCCCGCAAAGAUCUUGAACAGCGCUGAGAAUUUGGGGGAAGUGCUUCGUGGGGAUCGGAUCGAGAACUCCAUCUAUACUUUCAAGAUGAGGACUGAUGAGACGUGUAAAGUGGCUUGUCGCACGAAGCUCACCAAGGAAACUGAGAAGAAUUUUAAGGAGAAGAUUGAUGAUGAAUAUCGAGUAAAUAUGAUCUUGGAUAAUCUUCCUGUGGCAGUUCCAAGACAAAGCAGAGACGGAAGCCAAUUGCCAAGUUACGAGCAUGGCUUCCGCGUGGGUUACAAGGACAUACUGACUGGUAGCAAAGAUAACAAAUAUUACAUUAAUAACCACCUAAGCUUCAAGGUCCUGUAUCAUAUGGACCCUGAGACUGAUGAUGCUCGCAUAGUUGGGUUUGAGGUUAUUCCAAGCAGUGUACAUCAUGAGUACAGUGAGUGGGAUGAUAAGAACCCAAGAGUGACAACAUGUAACCCAAACACCAAAAUAUCUCCUGGCUCUAAUGCUCCUCAGGAAGUGGCUGCUGAUGCAUACAUUGUCUUUAGUUAUGAUGUUACAUUUCAGCCAAGUGAUGUCAAGUGGGCAUCACGAUGGGACACUUACCUUCUCAUGAACGACGAUCAAAUCCAUUGGUUUUCCAUCAUCAACUCUUUGAUGAUCGUCCUCUUCCUUUCCGGCAUGGUAGCCAUGAUCAUGAUGAGAACUCUGUACAAGGACAUAGCAAACUACAACCAACUUGACACUCAAGAAGAAGCCCAAGAAGAGACCGGGUGGAAAUUAGUCCAUGGUGAUGUCUUCAGGCCACCUACAAACUCUGACCUUCUCUGUGUUUUUGUAGGAACGGGAGUUCAGUUCUUCUUAAUGGCAGUUGUCACUAUGAUCUUUGCUCUCCUUGGUUUCCUCUCUCCCUCAAAUCGAGGUGGUCUUAUGACCGCCAUGGUUCUUCUCUGGGUCUUUAUGGGGCUAUUCGCUGGCUACUCCUCAGCAAGACUCUUUAAAAUGUUCAAAGGCACCGAGUGGAAAAAGAUCACCUUGAAGACUGCACUUAUGUUCCCAGCCAUAGUCUUCUCCAUCUUCUUCGUGCUCAAUGCUCUGAUUUGGGGUGAGAAAUCAUCUGGGGCAGUUCCCUUUGGAACCAUGUUUGCUUUAGUAUUCCUCUGGUUUGGUAUAUCAGUUCCAUUAGUAUUCGCUGGUAGUUUCCUAGGUUUUAAGAAACCCCCAGUUGAAGAUCCGGUUAAAACAAAUAAAAUCCCUAGGCAAAUACCUGAGCAAGCUUGGUACAUGCAGCCGGCAUUCUCUAUACUAAUUGGAGGCAUUCUUCCCUUCGGAGCAGUUUUCAUUGAACUAUUCUUCAUUUUAACCUCCAUUUGGCUGAAUCAAUUUUACUACAUCUUCGGCUUCCUCUUCAUCGUCUUCGUCAUUCUCCUUGUGACUUGUGCUGAGAUUACAAUUGUGCUCUGCUACUUCCAACUGUGCAGCGAGGACUACCAUUGGUGGUGGAGAGCUUAUCUCACUGCUGGCUCUUCUGCACUGUAUCUCUUCCUUUACGCAGCCUUCUAUUUCUUCACGAAGCUGGAGAUAACCAAAGUUGUCUCAGGGAUUUUAUACUUCGGGUACAUGUUGAUUGGGUCAUUCGCUUUCUUUGUUUUGACGGGGACUAUUGGAUUCUAUGCCUGCUUCUGGUUCGUUAGAAAGAUAUACUCUUCAGUGAAGAUAGACUAAUAAGUUGAC